UUGAAACACCACUAAAAGCUGUAGACAUCUGUUUCAAGAGUUUCUUUGCUCUCAAUUUGAGUUAUCCUACAGAGUGUGAUCAUGUUUGGGAAUUUGUCCAAAAGUUCUUUUAUGACAUAAACACCAACCAUGACAAGCAGUAUCAAUCUGUCGAUAACACAAUAAAUGAUUUUAAAUCAUUUGAAACUUUAAACUCAUUUAAAAAGCAUGUUAACAAAGUCCAUCAACCAGGCAUUCCUCCUCAUAGUAUAAAUUCACAUACACAUAUACCUCUUUUUAAUUCAAUUGUUCAGCCUAUUUCAUUAAAUAGUGAGGUAUUUGAAUCCAAUAAUGUAGGUUCCUUGCAUGAAGCAUCGACUACAGGUACAGAUGCUGAAAAUAUUGACUUUGAAUCUCUUGUUUAUAAAAAUGCAAUCAAUUUAUUAUCUAAAUGCAUGAUGUUAGCUCAUAAUCAAGAACUAUUAAAUGAUAAUAGUGGUAUAAUUCAUAGCUUCAUUCAAAAAAUAAAUGAUUUAGAAUCUUCUGGUGUUGAAGUAACUGUCGAUAAUAAAUUAUUCAAAGUCUAUUUCAACUUGGCAUUAGUUGUAGGUGACAAUCUUGGACUACAUAGUAUUUUAGGAUUUUCUGAAAGUUUUAUUUCCAAUUACCCAUGCAGAUUCUGCCGUAGUUCUAAAGAAGAAUGCCAUAAAAUGUUAUUUAAAAUUAAUGACAAGUUACGUACAAUUGAUAACUAUGCUACUGAUGUUGAUGUAGAAAAUGUUUCAUUAACAGGCAUAAAAGAACUAUGUAUUUGGAAUAGUAUUGAAUCAUUUCAUGUUGUAAAUAAUUUAUCCGUAGACUUAAUGCAUGAUUUACUCGAAGGGGUAUGCAAUUAUGAUAUGUCGGGAAUAUUGAGAAGUUUUAUUUUAGAUUCUAAAUAUUUUAGUGUGGAAACUUUAAAUAGUAAGAUUCAGUUAUUUGAUUAUGGUCCAAUUGAAAUAAGGAACAGACCGCCUCUAAUAUCUGAACAAGCACUAAAAAGUACCAAGUCUAUGGCAUGUAAAAUGUCAGCUGCAGAAAUGUGGUGCUUUAUUCGUUAUUUUGGUUUAAUUGUAGGUGAUAUGGUUCCAAUAGGAUCAGAAUUUUUUCAUUUAUAUAUUCUAUUAAAACAAAUAGUUGAUUUAUCAACAUCUAAAUGUAUUGGGACAGGGUGCCCUUCACUUUUAAGAGAACUAAUAACUGAACAUAAUUCCUUAUACAUUAGACUGAUGCAUACUCAUUUGAAACCUAAAUUUCACUAUCUAACACAUUACCCAUAUAUAAUGGAAAAUGUAGGCCCUUUAAUAAAUAUAUGGUCAAUGAGAUUUGAAGCGAAACACCGAGAAUUUAAAAUAGCAGCGCAAGCCAUUUCCAGUAGAAAAAAUAUUUGUUACACGUUGACUCUAAAAAAACAAUUAAAAGUUGCUCAUCAGUUUUCUCAAAAUGUCAAUAAUCGUUAUUCUUCAAAAUGGUUCAGUGUGGGGAAAGUGGUACAGUAUCCUGAAGAAUUAAAACAAAAUUUAGUAUUAAGUUUAAAAAAUACAUGUAUCAAUGGUUCACAGUUUGUUUCAUGGAUCGAAAUAAAAGGUACACGUUACACUACCAAAAAUAUGUGUCUUGUACUCGAUUUAUCAAAUUUACCUGUGUUUGGACUUUUAAAAUAUAUUUGUAUCUUACCUAAUCUCAUUCCUAUAGCCAUAUGUGAAAUGUUCAAUACUAUUUGUUUUGAUGAACAUUACCAAUCAUAUGUUGUUGAAAAAUCCACAUCUGUUACUUCUAUUGGAUUCAAAGAAUUAAUAAAUUAUAGCCCAACUUUUUGUUAUGUUCAACAGAAUGGCUCAUGCUACAUACCAUUGAAAUAA
Acyrthosiphon pisum (pea aphid) is the source of this 1880-nucleotide messenger RNA. RefSeq lists its product as uncharacterized. The record is from RefSeq and is a predicted model, not a curated record. Lineage: Eukaryota; Metazoa; Arthropoda; Insecta; Hemiptera; Aphididae. The transcript is spliced from 4 exons. The annotation marks the transcript as partial.